Messenger RNA from Aspergillus affinis, 708 nucleotides. RefSeq lists its product as uncharacterized. NCBI's taxonomy places the organism in Eukaryota, Fungi, Ascomycota, Eurotiomycetes, Eurotiales, Aspergillaceae. The record is from RefSeq and is a predicted model, not a curated record. Bases 1 to 708 code for a protein of 235 amino acids. The transcript has 2 exons. Gene Ontology annotation, molecular function: hydrolase activity.
AUGGAUGUGGUACCCCCAUAUUGGCCUUACCAGCUGGUCAACAACGACACAGAAAUCCGUGGCAGGGGGGUGGGGGAUGCAAAAGCGUGUGUUGCGGCUCAGAUGGUUGCUAUGGAAGAGCUGUUGGCCGCCUCUUUGAUCAAGCUUGGGGAUAUCUCGUUACUGUUCGUCGUGGGCGAAGAAACUGAAGGCGACGGCAUGAUACAUGCAAACCAGCUCGGUUUGAGCUGGGAUACAGUGAUUUUUGGAGAGCCGAACCAGGGAACUCAGCCAAAUGGGCACAAGGGAGUCCUUAAUAUGCGAUUGUCCGCGACUGGAAAAUCGGCUCACUCGGGUUAUCCUGCACUUGGUGAAUCUGCGAUUGACGAGUUGCUCUCUGGUCUACGCGAGCUACACCAGUUGCAGCUCCCUUCAAGUGCUCGGUUUGGAGAGACGACUAUGAAUAUAGGGCGAAUUAGUGGAGGCGUCGCUCCCAACGUCAUUCCUUUCUCUGCUGAAGCUGAGAUUAUGUUCCGAGUCGCUGGUGGUACAAUAGAGCAGUUGAAAGAAAUGAUCGAAGGGGCUUUGAAUACAUCGGGUAAUCUUGGUACGGAUCUGACGCGUGAGCCCGUUCGGAUUGAGUGCGAUGUACCUGGAUUUGACAUAAUAGUGGUCAGCUAUGGGACUGACAUUCCCGAUCUGAAGGGUAAUCAUAAGACCUACCUGUAA